Molecule: messenger RNA, 674 nt
Organism: Daldinia decipiens
Lineage: Eukaryota; Fungi; Ascomycota; Sordariomycetes; Xylariales; Hypoxylaceae
Exons: 1
Coding region: 174-674 (166 amino acids)
Source: RefSeq, a predicted model, not a curated record
AUCCCGUAGCCCUUCAAGUAUUCUAAUGUGUCGUUUUCUCCAACGCUUCUUUACCCCUUUUCUAUCCUUCGUUAUUCCAUCCUAACCUCUACCGACAAGUAAUUGCAUGUUCAAUAUUUUAUUGUUCUACGAACCUACCCUACGUUGUCUACCAAAUCGACAAAUACCCAAUCAUGUUGGACAGAUCUACAAAAUGCCUGGUAGUGUGCUGCGUUUAUAGCAUAUGGGGUGCCACCAUGAUUUUGAUCGACGCAAAGAUUGUCCAGCGGCGAGAUACAAUUGUCCAACGGGGCCGUGAGCUCCAAAACAGUCUUCGCAUACCAAGUUGUUUGCGCGUUUUCGCCGAAGAGGAUCCAGGAAUAUUGAAGGAGAAUUUGAGAACCGCAGCCCACUUCCUAGUCCUCGCGUGCGCUAUGGCUGUCCUCGGCGUACUUGUCGUUUUUCUUAAUUGGACGGUUUGGGAUUCUUCCGUAUUAGGCGUUGCAAUUAUUAGCCCGUUCUGUAUGGUUCUUAUCGUAUGGCUGGGACUUAUAUUGGGGAGGCGAAAGAUAUCGAAGGGCAACUUCAAGGACGACAGAGAGGAUCCCGAGAAAGGCAUACCAAACAACGGAUUGAAUCCUGGUGUGAAAAGGGCGCUUCAAGGUUUUCGGGUCACCGCUGUGAUGGCACUUUGA